CCGUGUGCCGCCGUCGCUGCUUCGGCCGCGCUGUCCCUGCGGCUCUGGAGCUGCGCUGCCGGCGUUGGCGGCGCGAGGGAAGGGAGGGGACCGGCGGGGCUUGUGUGCGCUCGCGAGGGGCGCCGCGGUGCCAGCAGUUCCCCUCGCGCGGGGCGGGCGGCCAGGGUGAGCAGCAGUCGGCGAGGCCUUGGACGGCGCCAUGUCGGCGGGCGGCCCAUGCCCGGCGGGAGCCGGCGGCGGCCCAGGGGGCGCCUCCUGCCCUGUGGGGGUCUCCCCUGGCGGGGUGUCCAUGUUCCGGUGGCUGGAGGUGCUGGAGAAGGAGUUCGACAAGGCCUUCGUGGAUGUGGAUCUGCUUCUGGGGGAGAUCGAUCCCGACCAGGCGGACAUCACUUACGAGGGGCGGCAGAAGAUGACCAGCCUUAGCUCCUGCUUUGCGCAGCUUUGCCACAAAGCCCAGACUGUGUCCCAGAUCAACCACAAGCUAGAGGCACAGCUGGUCGAUCUGCGAUCUGAACUGACAGAGACUCAGGCAGAGAAAGUGGUGCUGGAGAAAGAAGUCCAUGAUCAGCUCCUACAGUUGCACUCCACACAGCUUCAGCUUCAUGCCAAAACCGGUCAAAGUGUUGACUCUGGCACCAUUAAGGCAAAACUGUCUGUCCCCUCUGUGGAGGAGCUGGAAAGAGAGCUUGAAGCAAAUAAAACAGAAAAAGUCAAAGAAGCUCAACUUGAAGCUGAGGUGAAGCUGCUAAGGAAGGAAAACGAGGCCCUCCGAAGGCACAUAGCUGUUCUCCAGGCCGAAGUCUAUGGGGCGAGACUGGCUGCCAAGUACUUGGAUAAGGAGCUGGCGGGCAGGGUCCAACAAAUCCAGUUACUAGGACGAGAUAUGAAGGGACCUGCUCACGAUAAGCUCUGGAACCAGUUAGAAGCAGAAAUACAUUUGCAUCGCCACAAAACCGUCAUCAGGGCCUGCAGAGGACGCAAUGACUUGAAGCGACCCAUGCAAGCUCCCCCAGGCCACGAUCAAGACUCUUUGAAGAAAAGCCAGGGAGUUGGUCCAAUUCGAAAAGUCCUCCUCCUUAAGGAAGAUCAUGAAGGCCUCGGCAUUUCAAUUACAGGUGGGAAGGAACACGGUGUUCCCAUUCUCAUCUCCGAGAUCCACCCAGGACAGCCCGCUGACAGAUGUGGAGGGCUCCAUGUUGGAGAUGCUAUUCUGGCAGUGAAUGGAGUUAACCUGCGGGACACAAAGCAUAAAGAAGCUGUAACCAUCCUUUCCCAGCAGAGAGGGGAGAUUGAAUUUGAAGUAGUUUACGUGGCCCCUGAAGUGGAUUCUGACGAUGAGAAUGUGGAGUAUGAAGACGAGAGUGGGCACCGCUACCGUUUGUAUCUUGAUGAGUUGGAAGGAGGCGGUAACCCUGGUGCUAGCUGCAAAGACAGCAGUGGCGAAGUCAAAGUGUUGCAAGGGUAUAAGAAGACAGUGAGUGACACACAUGAGAAUGGGGACAUGGGGGCUUCGGGUGAAAGCCCUCUGGAUGACAGCACCGCAAGAGGAGCUGAUCUGCACAGCCUGCAUCAUAAAAAGGCUUACUAAUCCAUCCCCAGACGUUCGUCAGACUCUUGGAAUUUGGGGCACUAGGGAAGAUGGUACAAAGAUUGCACAAGAUCAAGGGAGGCUGUGUGUUGCCUAAAGACAGGCGGGAACCUCAGGGCUUCGUGUGAACAAUUCUAAGUGCAUAAACCCCUAUUUUCUGUGGUAGACCUUAAUUAGCUAUUGCAUGGAAGGCAAUUUUCCUGGACUCUAAGCACCAAAGCAUGUGUUUCCCGAGGAGUAUUACUAGGUUCUCCAGGGCCAACUGGAUGCUAGUUCAUGGCUCCUUUUCAUAUGUAACAGAACAAUGCUAACUGGAUUUUCUAAGUACCCUUUGAAUACAGCAGAGUAGAAGAACCCAUAACACAUAUUCCCUAAGGAUAAACUAGAAUUUCAGAUGACAGAGCUCGACUCAGUGAAUUACGCACAUUUUUGCUUAACUGAAAAAUUUCUUUCAGGUUUUUAAAAAAGGUGUGUUGUACAUUCCUGAUAUCUAAAUUAAUCCUUCAUGAUCAUUUGUUAUAACGAGUUUGCUUUCCAGUUUAUUCAUCUGCAGUACCAAAUAGUUUUCUUUAGGCAAUCCUGUAUCAAUCAAUCAAUGCUGUACUAGAAAUAGUUUCUGAGAAGUUACUGUGCAUUUUACUUUGGGGUUUAAAGGAAACUCAGACGAGUGUAAAAUACCUGUUGUCAAUUAUGUUGAUCUGUGUGCAUGGCACUGGAGCACUACACUAUUAGUGUUUAGUCUCAAAUGUUUAUACAUUUUGAGUUGUUCAUAAGCUUUGUCUUGUGAUAGUCAGGACACAUUACUGUUGUGAAUUACAUUGUGUUCAAACUGCAGUUUGCUUUCAGUACCUGACUUGCCAAUCAUUAAAAAAAAAAAAAAAAAAAAAGAACAGGAACCAAGGUGAGCAAGACAAGGUAAAGACAUUUUGGUACAGUGACCAUAUUGGUUUUCAUAUCAGUAUAUGUUUGAUUAAAGCAAUACUUAUAUGCAAACCCUGUAAUGUAUUAGUUCUCCUGUAUCAGAACUAAGCAGAGAGUGCCUCCUCCUUCCUUCCUGACCCACAGACCAUUGCACCUUGCUGGGCAAAGUCAAAUACUGUCUUUGAAGAGGUGGUGAAUUUUGCUAUGUCUCUGUCUUAAAGAAUUUACACCUAAGGGAAUAGUAAGUGGGAAAAGCCUCCAUAUAAGGCUUUUAGGAUAUUAUCAUUAUCUCCUUUCUUGGGAUGCUUGUUUUUCCCAGAUGCAUUAUAUAUUUGUUCAAAGUUAAAUCUAUAAGAUGUAUAUACUUUAUUUUGUGAUUUUGCUAUUUAUAAAUUUAGUUCGUAACUGUUGCUCAUUUAUGGUCUGUGUGGGUGGUUUCAUUCUUCAGAGUAUCACCAUGGUAACUGGUCACUAGACGUGCACUUGGUCUGUAUAUUGUUACUGAUGCUGAGCUACUUUGUAGUGUAACAUUGCCUGUAAGCAAGGUUAGUAUUUUAAUUACAAAUGAAUAAAAAAGUUUCACAUUAUCAUUUGCUCCUGACAGACUAGACCUCUUAAAAGAAAGACUGUUUGUCCCUCAUGUAUUCCUUCCAUGCCAAACACAUACCCCACUGCAUGACUUGAGAUCUUCAAAGUAGGUGGUAGCCAGUGUAUUCAGUUAGCUUAAGAAAAAAUAUCCAUGGUAACAGAUCUAAAGACAUUUUUGCAAUGACAUGAAACCAUGUUGUUCCUAUAUUCUUUCAACAUACAUUGCCUGGGAAUGACCAUGGCCUUUUUAUUUUCCCCAAAGAAUAUGCCUUAUAUGUAUGACUGAAUCUUUAGGAAAUGUAAGCUAUAAUCCUUUGGGUUUUUUUCAAGAGCUGCACAAUAAAUGGAUACGAUUUUUAGAAACUGGAUGGGCAUGUUUGUGCAUUGCCUGUGAGAAUGUGAGAGAUGCUUACAGCAUGUGGUUAGACAGAGUGCUUUGUGUCUCUGCAGGCCAGUAUCCUUUGCUUCUCUGCUUCUCCGUGGUUUGGAAACCCAAGGCUGCAGUGACUUGAACACUGCUGUACGCACCCUGGUACUUUCCCAGGUCUGCUUGGGGGUUCACUUUAGACUAUGUGGUCAUUAGGGAUGAACUGAGUAUUUAAUUAAACCUUUCCCAAAGCACUACCUGAAAAGUAGUUUUUAUAUUUCACAUUAAUAGGAAAGAUGUCCAUAUAACACUGAAGCUUCUUGGACAAAGCCAAAAAGUGGGUGGUAAAGCCUUACGUGAAAGCGUGAAAGAAGGGGGAAGUGGUCAGUAGGAUAUGAGGUGUGUGUGCAGAUAUGUUCACCUUAACGUGUGAACUUGUCUUCGGCAGCUCUCUGUUCUGAACAUGAUGGAAAUGCCACAUUUGGCUUAGGGAUUAUUGUUGAACUAAAUUUAAGAGAUGAAGCCUGUUGAUUAGAAUCGAACAAUUACAAGCUAACUCAACCUGUCCAUGGUGCUGGAAUAUUCCCCACAGCAGUGGGCUUACGUUGUUUUCACAUUUUAAAACAAAUAUAUAUUGGGUCACAUGUAAAGUGAUUUAUGAUAAAUGUAUUAUAUCUAGUUAAGUUGAGCAUCAUCCUUAAUUAGCCUGUAAAUAAAAAUGUCUUCUUCUACAUUAAAGUGGUAUUGAUCAGA
Mesocricetus auratus (golden hamster) is the source of this 4217-nucleotide messenger RNA. RefSeq names its product golgi associated PDZ and coiled-coil motif containing (gene Gopc). Gene Ontology annotation, molecular function: transmembrane transporter binding. Bases 200 to 1588 code for a protein of 462 amino acids. Lineage: Eukaryota; Metazoa; Chordata; Mammalia; Rodentia; Cricetidae. The record is from RefSeq and is a predicted model, not a curated record. Gene Ontology annotation, cellular component: membrane; Golgi apparatus; trans-Golgi network transport vesicle. The transcript is spliced from 9 exons. Gene Ontology annotation, biological process: negative regulation of protein localization to cell surface.